AUGAUAGUUUCUAUAGAAUAUGCUCGCGAAGUAUAUCUCCAAAUUGUCAGCGGAGUUAGAUCGUCAUCGCAACCGCUGCUUAUACUGGUGUCCCCCGACGUGGACUCGUUAUGCGCAGCCAAAAUAUUGAUCUCUGAAUUUGUUUUGUUUGACCUGAUUGUAUUGUCAUCUUUUUUGGAAUUGUCCGAAAUUAAUGAAAAGUACUUUGAGCCCCUGCAGGAUAUUGUAAAUAAUAACCACGAAUCGGAUCCAGCCUCAUCGCACUCUGAAGGUGAGGUAUCUGAACAUCAUAGCGAUGAUGAAUGCACAGAAAAUCUGCCAAAUGCCCAAGAAAGAGGUACAAUGGCAAACGGCACAAUGGCAAACAGCACAAUGGCAAACGGCACAAGGGUAAACGGCACAAUGGCAAACAGCACAAUGGCAAACGGCACAAGGGUAAACGGCACAAAGGCCGAAGCCGAGGUAAACUCAUACUAUGACCGGGAAACUGGCGUUGGCGUCUCCGCAUCAUGCUUUAUUUACAGCAUUGCCUCUCAGCUCGUCAAAACCAACAAUGAGCUUCUAUGGGUUUCCCUUUCCGAAGCAAACCAGCCUUACGUCUUUUUGGAGCCCUCCAUACGAAGAAGAAUCGCCUCACAAGUUGAAAAGAGCUUUACAGAAGAGGGCGUUGUAAACCCAACCAUCUCUGUUUUUAUCCGCAAAUUUUCGACAAAUAUAAAGUUCUCCGCAACUGACUACAUCCAUGCCAUUCAAGGCCUCCUUUGGUAUCCAUACACCAAAAGAAAGGAUAAAGAAAGAAAUGUUGCCAGAAGCAACUUUCUGCUAUCUUUGGGCAUUUUUUCUGGGUAUCUCCAGUUUUUUAUUUGUAGCAAAAACUCGCAUUCCAUUUUAGAACGAGGACUUAAACUAUCAAAGGCGCAUUUGGAGCGUAUCCAUAGAACAGCAUCCAUGCUUUUGUCAAACAAAACGAUAAAGACCAUAAAAUCCUUCAAGCUGUGUGUCCUUCCUCAUGACCAAACAGAAGCCAGCCCUUCCAUUUCAAAAGACGACACUGGAAAGGAAAUCGCCAGUCCCCAAAUUGACUGGUGGGCAAGCAAUUCUGCAUUGGCCUCUUUGUCCCUGUUUCUAUGUGAAUAUUGUAAUAUGCCUCUUUUGGUGGCCCAUUUUAUCAGAGGUGCAUCAAUGUAUAAUGUUGUCGGAUGUGCGCCUAAACACCACAAUUUUGUGCCGAAAAUGUAUUUUUGCAUCACUCACGCUAGAUCGUUCGGAUCUGCAUUUAAAAAGGCAGCCCUGGACACGGGCUCUUCAGUUAGAACAGAUGGCAUCGAAAAUGCCUGGGCCAUCCAGGUUGCCUCAAAAGAUCUUUCUCGCUUCAUGCAAAGGUUACAGUUUUAUUUCCCCCUAACAGAACCACGCAAUAAACCCAAAAAAUAG
Molecule: messenger RNA, 1434 nt
Organism: Mitosporidium daphniae
Lineage: Eukaryota; Fungi; Microsporidia
Product: DNA replication initiation factor
Exons: 6
Coding region: 1-1434 (477 amino acids)
Biological process (GO): mitotic DNA replication preinitiation complex assembly; double-strand break repair via break-induced replication; DNA replication initiation
Cellular component (GO): DNA replication preinitiation complex
Molecular function (GO): DNA replication origin binding; single-stranded DNA binding; chromatin binding
Source: RefSeq, a predicted model, not a curated record